GAAGCGUCCAUUAAGUCCUGACCAUGUCUUUGAAGAUGAGAUUAUGAAUCAACCAGCUGUUCUGUGGGGCUUUGAAGAAAAAGGACUGAGGAAUGACAGACAGGACUAUCAAUUAAGCAAAGAGAAAAAGAAGAUCCUGUUUUCCUUCUGUGAAGUGUGCAAUAUACAGCUGAACUCUGCAGCACAAGCUCAAGUUCAUUACAAUGGGAAGUCUCACCUGAAAAGAGUGAAGCAGCUAAAUAAUGGAAAACUCCCUACGAGUGCAGCGCCUGGCACUUUGUUUGCAAGUACAAGCACAGGCACUGCUACACUUCCCACCCUUGUGCGUGCACCUACCUUGAUGAUGCAGCCUUCCCUGGAUAUCAAACCCUUUAUGUCCUUCCCUAUGGACAGCAGCUCUGCUGUUGGAUUCUUCCCAAAUUUUAACACAAUGGAUCCUGUGCAAAAAGCAGUCAUAAACCACACAUUUGGAGUGUCCAUUCCACCAAAGAAGAAACAAGUAAUUUCCUGUAAUGUCUGCCAGCUUCGCUUUAACUCUGAUAGCCAGGCCGAGGCCCACUACAAAGGAAGUAAACAUGCCAAGAAGGUGAAAGCACUAGAGGCAACGAAAAAUAAACCCAAAGUUGGUUCUUCCAAGGACAGCGCAAAGACUAACACAAGCUGCUCCACCACGCCAGUCACAGCCAACAUCUCUGACAAAUCAGAAGAUAAAGGGAAAACAAAACCCAAUGGUGCAAGUCAGCAGUCCAAUACAGAAGUGGCUCCAUUUCUUCCCAAACCUGGAGUGGCAGCAGUGGCACCUGCAAUACCUGCCUCAUCUUCUAAGAGCACAAAUGGAGCUCCUAACACAGUUUCUGAAUCAGAAGAGGAAAAAGCCAAAAAACUACUUUACUGUUCAUUAUGCAAAGUGGCUGUGAAUUCCCUGUCACAACUAGAAGCCCAUAAUACAGGCUCCAAGCACAAGACCAUGGUCGAGGCUCGGAACGGUGCUGGUCCCAUCAAGUCUUACCCUAGACCUGGCUCCCGGCUGAAGGUGCAGAAUGGCAAUAAAGGCUCAGGACUGCAGAACAAGACAUUUCAUUGUGAAAUCUGUGACGUCCAUGUUAAUUCAGAAAUUCAGCUGAAACAGCACAUUUCCAGCCGAAGGCAUAAGGACAGAGUUGCAGGAAAGCCUAUGAAACCUAAAUAUAGUCCUUACAACAAACUGCAGCGCAGCCCAAGUAUUUUAGCAGCAAAACUUGCAUUCCAGAAGGACAUGAUUAAGCCUCUGGCACCUGCUUUCCUUUCAUCUCCUCUUGCUGCAGCUGCAGCUGUGUCGUCAGCUCUGUCCCUUCCUCCCCGUCCCUCUGCUUCCUUGUUCCAGGCACCUGCAAUACCACCAGCUCUCCUCAGGCCAGGCCAUGGACCCAUCCGGGCAACACCUGCCUCCAUACUUUUUGCACCAUACUAAUGUAUGGUUGUAAAAGAGAGAGAACUAUGGCCAGUAGAAGGGUAAAAGAAAAGUGGGAUCGAGAUUUUAAAAUGUCUUUUUUGAAAUGCCAUCCAGCCUGUAACACCUCAACCAGCCACACCAUAGAAUUCAUCACUGAUGGUACUGCAUUUUGGAGUCCGGACUGUUCUCUUACUCAAUUUCUUUUUCUUUAAUGCAACCAGAGAGUGAUUUACAGAAAAAUUUGCUCAUAAAACUUGCACCGGUAAAGAUUCAUGCAUCUUGUUUGUUGUUUUGUUUUUAUUGUUUGUUUUUUUUUUAAUUUUGCAAUGUGUAUGAUGCACCUUGGAAUCAAUGAGCGUAAAAUCUUUUCCUGACAGACUUGAAAACUUGGGUCUUCCUCAUUCACACUUAUGUAAAUACUUCGCUGAAAACGAAUGGGAUGUAAUCUAAUGUGGAAAAAAAGGUAGAUGAACCAAAUGCUCAGUUGUGGAUAACAUCUCAAAAGUAAACUGCGUCUUUCUUUUUUUUUUUUCCAGUGUUCUCCUCUUAACAGGAGUUGUGUACUAUCCUAGGCUCCAGUACUGGUGUAUCUUGUGUAGUACUAAAGAUGUAUCACAUGUCUGAUUUUAGUAUUUUUAGUUUCUGUGCAAAUGUCUGAAAGCAAUGCAGCGCUGAAGCUUUUAAUUAUUUCUUUUUUGUGUCACAGUUUAUUUAGAGAAACUAAAAAUAGAAAGCCAUAUAACAUAUAGUUAAGAUCUGUACUUGUUUGCUACUUUAAUUUAACUUAUUUUUGUUGUUUCCUCACUGGUGUUGCUAAGCAAUGCUUACAGAGAAAAAAUGCUUUUCAAUUGCACAUUAUCACAACUUACAUACAUUGUUCAAGAAGAAAAUCCAUGUAUUUGUACCUAAAUAUCCUUUUUUUCUUCAUUUCUAACUAGUUUCCUCUGUAAUGAUGCUGCAUAAUGUUGUGGCUCCCUAAUGCAAUAAUGUACAGAAUAUAAAAUAUUUAUAAUUGAAGGUAUUCUCUGUUUACUGAAUAUAUUGCAGUAAUGCCCCACCUACCUUCUUACAUCCCCAACCCUUUUAUAAAGGUGAUGUCAAUAUACAGUACUCAGACUGAAUUCAUCAUGUGAUAAUGGGGACAAGAGGUGGAAGAAAGGAAAAAAAAUAGAAUUAACUUUUAAAGCAUCUUUAUCUGCAAUCCAUUAUAGUAAAAUGUCUGUGUAUUUUUUUAAAUGUACCUUUUCAAUAAAAUAAUGAGAAAA
Messenger RNA from Calypte anna (Anna's hummingbird), 2697 nucleotides. RefSeq names its product zinc finger protein 385B (gene ZNF385B). The transcript is spliced from 8 exons. The record is from RefSeq and is a predicted model, not a curated record. Gene Ontology annotation, cellular component: nucleus. NCBI's taxonomy places the organism in Eukaryota, Metazoa, Chordata, Aves, Apodiformes, Trochilidae. Gene Ontology annotation, molecular function: zinc ion binding; nucleic acid binding. Bases 44 to 1450 code for a protein of 468 amino acids.